AUAUUUGUCACUAAAGAAAGCGAGUUAUAGGAACAUAAUCUAUCAUUUUUCACAACGGUUUGUUAUAUUUUCAAGUAUUUAACGACAAAACCACUCCAGCAAAAUGAGUAAUAUUUACAUCCAAGAGCCGCCAUCAAAUGGAAAGGUGCUGUUGAAGACCUCAGCUGGCGACAUUGACAUUGAGUUGUGGUCCAAGGAGGCUCCUAAAGCAUGCAGGAACUUUGUACAGUUGGUCAUGGAAGGUUACUAUGACGGAACCAUUUUUCACCGAGUGGUGCGUGAGUUCAUUGUUCAGGGGGGAGAUCCCACGGGAACGGGAACGGGUGGAGAGUCCAUCUUCGGCCGUCCGUUCAAGGAUGAAUUUCACUCCAGACUUCGCUUCAACCGCAGAGGUUUGGUUGCCAUGGCAAAUGCCGGCCCACAUGAUAACGGCAGUCAGUUUUUCUUCAGCUUGGGACGCGCCGAUGAGCUCAACAACAAACACACCAUAUUCGGCAAAGUCACAGGAGACACCGUCUAUAAUAUGCUCCGGCUGGCAGAAGUUCAAUGUGACAACGAUGAGAGACCUUUGGAUCCCCACAAGAUAAAAACUGCAGAGGUGCUUCACUCUCCGUUUGAUGACAUUGUACCUCGUGAAACCAGGAAAGGCAAGAAAGACAAAGAUAAAGAGGAGGCAAAGAAAUCGCAGUCAAGAGCCACAAAGAACUUCAGUCUGUUAUCUUUUGGAGAAGAAGCUGAGGAAGAGGAGGAGAUGGCGACUCAAGUGAGCCAGACGCUGAAGGGAAAAAGCAAAAGCAGCCACGACCUUCUGAAGGAUGACCCCAUGCUGAGCUCCGUUCCAGCGGUAGACAAGAAAAAGAAGAAGAAGACACCAGGAGACCCAGCUGAGGCAGACGACGCGGCCGAGGGCGACGUUGAAGUCGACGGCGACGGCGACGAAGAGUACGACUCCGACGAGAGAGAGAAGAGGCGGGAGAUCGUCAGCAACAAGCUGAAGAAGUUCAAAGAGGCGGAUAAACUAGCAGAGGAGGAGCAGCGAGAGACGAAGACCACCCGCAGUGAUGAAUUGCGGAAAGAGUCGCGGCAGCUGAAGAAGGAACUGCAGGCCAUAAAGCAACGGAAAGAAGAAGGCUCGAAACCCGCGGUGGAAGAAGUCAUGGAGGCGGAGGAAAAGCCGACCAGCGAGGCCGUGGCAGAGUUCCUGGAGGGACGCAAGAAGUACGAAGAUCAGCGGAAGGAAAAACUGAAGAAGGGCUCGACGAGAGAGCAACAGACGCUGGCCCUCCUCAACCGUUUCAAGUCCAAGCUGUCAUCGGCCAUUACCGACGAGGCUCCGGAGGUCGACGUGGAGGAGCUGGCGGAGGACGACGACAAAGGAUGGAUGGGCCACGUUCUGCAGUUCGACGAGCAGAGCAGGAAAGUCAAGGACGCCGCGGUGCCGGACGAGGACACGUUCGAGAUCCACGACCCGCGGAACCCCGUCAACAAACGGAGGAGAGAGGAGAGCAAGAAGAUCAUGAAGGAGAAGAAGACCAUGAGGUUCGAACAUCUGGAUUGAGAAUGCUGACCCUGUAAUCUGCGAUGGAAAGUCCUCCUCCAGCUGCAGCCGGACGACGUCCAGCUCCUCGUCGGGAUGAGGACCCCGGUCGCCGUUGGAUUUCAUGUAAUGUCGUUCGUUCCCUUUCGUUAUGCCGUUGUUCUUCUGCGUACGUGGUUCAGAGCUUAAACUUCAAAAUAAAUCGCAUUUGUCAACAGA
Pseudoliparis swirei is the source of this 1756-nucleotide messenger RNA. RefSeq names its product CWC27 spliceosome associated cyclophilin (gene cwc27). The record is from RefSeq and is a predicted model, not a curated record. NCBI's taxonomy places the organism in Eukaryota, Metazoa, Chordata, Actinopteri, Perciformes, Liparidae. Gene Ontology annotation, cellular component: catalytic step 2 spliceosome. Gene Ontology annotation, molecular function: peptidyl-prolyl cis-trans isomerase activity. The transcript is spliced from 15 exons. Gene Ontology annotation, biological process: protein folding; protein peptidyl-prolyl isomerization. The coding region runs from base 104 to 1558 and encodes 484 amino acids.